AGAAGGUGGAGAGAGGAUGAGGCCGGUUGUUUACUGACCUGAUUAGAUUGUGGGUUUCUAACUGUGGACUCGGGGUCAGGGGCCAGUGGGCGGCACAGUUGGGCCCCUCACAGGAAACAGCAGGUUUGAGUGUCUCAGUGAGGACCGGUCAUCAUGAGGAGCUGCUGCAUCGUCUGGACGCUGCUGCUCAGCAUCGCUGCUGCUGCAGUGUUUGUGGAGAAACGUGAAGCGAACACGCUGCUGCCGAGGAGCCGUCGAGCAAACAGCGGCUUCCUGGAGGAGCUAAAGCAAGGAAACCUGGAGAGAGAGUGUAUCGAAGAAACCUGUGACUACGAAGAAGCUCGAGAGGUGUUCGAAGACGACCACAAGACGAGACAGUUCUGGCUGACGUACGACCGUCGUGACCCGUGUCUGGAGAACCCGUGUGAGAACAACGGAACAUGUGUUUACGUGGGAACCAGCUAUGACUGUCAGUGUCCUGAGGGAUUUGAAGGACGAUACUGUCAGACAGUGUUUGAAGACUCACUAAAGUGUCUUUACCUGAAUGGACACUGUCAACAUUUCUGCGACGGCUCCGGACAAAGACGUAAAUGUUCCUGCGCUGACGGAUACAAACUGGCCGACGAUGGACGACAGUGUGUAGCUCAAGUGGAGUUUCCCUGCGGUCAGCUGGCUCCACAGGAAACGGGCCUGAACCAGAGCAUCGUGAUUCAGACCCGACUGGUGGGAGCCAACCACUGUUCCAGAGGAAAGUGUCCCUGGCAGGUUCUGGUUCAGUUGAACCAGACCAGUCACUGUGGAGGAGUUCUGAUUCGCCCAGACUGGGUCGUCACUGCGGCCCACUGUAUCCAUGGCAACAACCCGCAACACUUUGUUGUGGUGGCAGGAGAAAACAACCUGGAUGUAGAAGAAGGCACAGAGGAAAGGGUUCCUGUUGCCAUGGCAAUUAUCCAUCCAAGUUACGACGUGGCGACCAGCGACAGUGACGUCGCUCUGCUUCGUUUACACCGGACCGUCACCUUGAACGGCCACGUCAUCCCCGUGUGCCUUCCCACCAAAGACCUGGCAGAGCGGGAGCUGCUGCUGAGCCGAUACCACACGGUGUUGGGCUGGGGCAAGAGAACCAGCGGGGGCAACGUUGAGUCCGCCGGUGCCCCGCCCGGUGCUCCGGUCUCCCCCAACCUCCGCAAGAUGACCGUCCCCAUCAUCCAGAACUCGCUGUGCUCCUCCAGAGCCGGGAUAAACUUCACCAGCAACAUGCUGUGUGCCGGGUACCUGGAGGGCGGGCAGGAGAGUUGCCGUGGAGACGACGGCAGCCCGCUGAUCACGGAGUACAGCUCCACCCACUUCCUGACGGGUGUGGUGGGUUGGGGGCGGGGCUGUUCACAGCCUGGGUAUUAUGGGGUGUACGCCAACAUGGCCAACUUUGUGGACUGGGUGGAGCACACCAUAAAAGCUCCGCCCACCACCAUGACAGCCGCUGAGAAGCCGGUGUAAACAGAAAGUGGUUCCCGAGAAGAAGAUCUGUUGUAAUUCUUUAUCUGAUCGUGAUGUUGAGGUUCCGUCUGAAUGACGACUGUGAAAACAAAAUGAAUAAAGCUUGUUAUCAAUGUAA
Messenger RNA from Paralichthys olivaceus (Japanese flounder), 1615 nucleotides. RefSeq names its product coagulation factor VIIi (gene f7i). Gene Ontology annotation, cellular component: extracellular region. Gene Ontology annotation, molecular function: calcium ion binding; serine-type endopeptidase activity. Lineage: Eukaryota; Metazoa; Chordata; Actinopteri; Pleuronectiformes; Paralichthyidae. Gene Ontology annotation, biological process: blood coagulation; proteolysis. The record is from RefSeq and is a predicted model, not a curated record.